This is a messenger RNA of Eruca vesicaria subsp. sativa (arugula), 1299 nucleotides long. The record is from the annotation of a GenBank genome assembly. Lineage: Eukaryota; Viridiplantae; Streptophyta; Magnoliopsida; Brassicales; Brassicaceae.
UGGGCCCAGAAGUAGAGCCUUAACGAUUACAAUUCAAUCGGCCCAACACAAUAUGGGCCUGUGAGCUAGCGUCGGAUCUAUGACCCGACCCAAAAAUUCUUUUCCACAUCGAGAGGGAGAGAGAAAGAGAGAGAGUCCACGCCAACGUUUGCCGAGACCCAACGAAUCGAACAUCGUCCCGUCGUCGCUGUGGAUUUCUCCGACGCUUCUUAAGGGUGCAAAAGCUUCUAGAAAGAAAGGUCUCUGUUAGCGAGGGGAAGCGAUGAUAACGAGAUCGAAUUUAGCGGAACAGCUAAGGGAAUAUCAGAUUAGGUCAAAGCAUGAUUGGGCCUCCGUAUCCUUCUUCUCCUCCACCUCCAAUUUCUCCUCUUCCAGGGUCGAUGUGGUAGUGUUUGUGAUUUGGGAGCUAGUGAUCUUAGCAUUCCUUGUCUUCUCAGCUGUCUCCUUGUACUUCAAGCGGUUGCAACUCGCAUUCAUCUUGCUUUCUGUUACUUUACUCUUACUCCUCUCUAUGAAAAUCACUAAGCAAGUCAGAGUUGCUAGGAAGAAGAAGCGGAGGAUGCUUCUUCCUCUCUCUAUGUAAAAGGAUCAGCAAACUUUGUUAUUCCUUCUUACACAAUCAAAAAAACCCAAACUCUCCCCUGGCAAUGAACCCGUAAAGCAUCGAUGAAGCUCAGACUUUGUCUCUGGUACGCAUCGUUUCUGUCCUUUUGAAGAAUAGACUUGACCUGAGAAUUAGGUAACUAGCAGAAGGAUGGGUGCAAUUUCAGGGCUUAGUUUAGACAAAACAGAACUGUCUACGUUAUCAGUGUUUUUUUUCUUUUUUGUGAUUAUAACACGUUAUAUCAGUUGUGUAGUUAAUUUUGAUUUUGUUGGCUGUUGAAGUUCAAAAAAGAAUCGUUUGUAGGAUUUCAUGUGACUAGAAAAAAAGAGAAAGCAGAGAACACUCAUGAAAGUUAAAGACAGAGCUACGUAGAAAAUGAAAGUACCAAGCAACUUGCUCUAAAAAGCUCACAUGUUUCUUUCACCACCACUAACAUCUUUUCUUUACCAUUUGCAACCACUAGAGUAUUCUUUUUCCUUGUUAAGAAAGUGUGGUCAAAUAUCUUGUAUUAUACAUAAGUGUUACGGUCUGUUAAUACACUAGAUUUGGAAAAUCUCUAGAUAUAUGUGGAAGAUCUGUACGUAAAUCCACGAGUGCCGUGAUUUAAAACGUGGAGGAAAGUUGUAAAGAAUUGAAUAAACACGAACACCCUUUUCCCUCCACACAUACAAUGGUUAUAUAUAUAGGCACUUACG